Molecule: messenger RNA, 1479 nt
Organism: Cynocephalus volans (Philippine flying lemur)
Lineage: Eukaryota; Metazoa; Chordata; Mammalia; Dermoptera; Cynocephalidae
Product: DNA-directed RNA polymerase I subunit RPA43-like
Exons: 3
Biological process (GO): DNA-templated transcription initiation
Cellular component (GO): RNA polymerase I complex
Source: RefSeq, a predicted model, not a curated record
AUGGCUGCGGGUUGUUCAGUGGUGCCACGGCCGAAGGCGGCCUCUAAGCGGCCUGUGGUAGGACCCGCCAGCGUCCUGCCUUGCUUGGAGCUGCCGACUUAUGCCGCUGCUUGUGUGCUCGUGAAUUGCCGCUACUCUUGCCUCGUGGCCGGGCCGCACCGGAGGCACAUUGCACUGUCGCCCCGCUACCUUAACAGGAAACGCACUGGCAUCCGAGAGCAAAUCGAUGCGGAGCUCCUGCGCUAUUCCGAGAGGAUUUUUUUAAAGGCAUUGCGUUUCAAUUUUGGACUGUCUGCUUAGAGAAACCUUUCAGGUGUCCCCAUUGCAUAUGAUAACAUUAAAGUUGUGGGUGAACUGGGAGAUAUUUAUGAUGAUCAGGGACACAUUCAUCUUAACAUUGAAGCAGAUUUUGUUAUUUUCUGCCCUGAACCAGGACAAAAGCUUAUGGGUACAGUAAGUAAAAUGUCUUCUAGUCACAUUGGCUGUUCGGUACAUGACUGUUUUAAUGCCUCCAUCCCUAAACCCGAGCAAACAUCAGUUGAGCAGUGGCAGACCCUGGAGAUAAAUGUGGGUGAUGAACUAGAAUUUGAAGUAUUUCGUUUAGACUCAGAUGCUGCUGGAGUAUUCUGCAUUCGAGGAAAACUAAAUAUGACUAGUUUACAAUCCAAGUGUUCUAAAGUUUCGGAAGAAGUAACAGAAACCAGUACUGAGGACGCUGUUGAAAAACUUCCAAAGAAGAAAAAGAAAAAGAAGAAAGACCCAGAGACAUAUGAAGCAGAUGAUGGUACCACCGAGCUAACAGAUUUUGCAGAUGUCUCCCCAAACAAAGAGACAGACCUGCAGAUUACUAAUAAUGUGAAUGGCUUCAGUGAAGAAGAGCCAAAGAAGGAGAAGAAGAAGAAGAAGAAGAAAAAGCACCAAGAACAUCAGGAUCAGGACCCUAUUUUCCUGGGUAGUGACUCCAGUGGUUACCAAAGUGACCAUAAAAAGAAAAAAAAGAAAAGAAAACACAGUGGAGAUGCUGAAUUUACCCCACUUUUGGAAUGCUUACCUAAAAAGAAAAGGAGACCCCAAGUCCACCAGUCCCUCAACCCCUGCAUCCCAAAUGUCUGGGGAAAUGCAGCGAAGCAGGCAGGCCCUGGUUCAGGCGCCUUUAUCCCGAAUGAGCUGUCAGAGGAAGAGUUGGUGCUCGGCAAGAGGACUUCCUUCUCAGGCCUUGAUGAGGAUCAGGCAAGCUACUCUUGGAAGGCCUACUUCAGCAGCACUCCCUCUGAAGACCCCCACACCAAGCACCCAUGCCUCCAGGACCCGGGCCUGGUGUUGCCACCUGCCGGGGCCGAGGCUGAGUUCAUGCUGCCCACCUACGGGCUCCAGGGGAGAAGAAGAAAAAUGCAUCCAACCUUGUUCUCAUAUGGCUGUUGUUUCCCCAUCUUUAAGAAAAUCGUGAAGGUGCAGAAUGUUCUUGUCAAGGCAAAGUGA